AUGCACCGCUGGCUCAGUCUCCCCACUCUCUGUCACUUCCUCCUCCUGGGGGCCUUCGCCACCUCCCAGAAAGCCCUCGGCGACCCAGCAUCCUACCGGGGCCCCCACUACCUCCUGCCCCCCAUCCACGAAGUCAUUCACUCUCGUCGUGGCGCCACGACCACGCUGCCCUGCAUCCUGGGCACCCUGCCUCCCAGCUACAAGGUGCGCUGGAGCAAAGUGGAGCCCGGGGAGCUCCGGCAAACCUCCAUCCUCAUCACCAACGGACUGCACGCCCGGAGCUACGGGGCUCUGGAGGGCCGAGCCAGGAUGCGGAGGGGGCAUCGGCUAGACGCCUCCCUGGUCAUUGCGGGCGUGCGCCUGGAGGACGAGGGCCGCUACCGCUGUGAGCUCAUCAACGGCAUCGAGGACGAGAGCGUGGCGCUGACCCUGCGCCUGGAGGGUGUGGUGUUUCCGUACCAGCCCAGCCGGGGCAGGUACCAGUUCAAUUACUACGAGGCGAAGCAGGCGUGCGAGGAGCAGGACGGGCGCCUGGCCACCUACGCCCAGCUGUACCAGGCGUGGACCGAGGGGCUGGACUGGUGCAACGCGGGCUGGCUGCUCGAGGGGUCCGUGCACUACCCUGUGCUUACCGCGCGUGCUCCGUGCGGCGGCCACGGUCGGCCUGGGAUCCGCAGCUACGGGCCCCGCGACCGGAAGCGCGACCGCUACGACGCCUUCUGCUUCACCUCAACGCAGGCAGGCCGCGUGUUCUUCGUGCCCGGGCGGCUGACCCUGUCUGAGGCCCAGGCGGCCUGCCGGCGGCGCGGGGCCGAGGUGGCGAAGGUCGGGCACCUGUACGCGGCCUGGAAGUUCUCGGGGCUGGACCAGUGCGACGGCGGCUGGCUGGCGGACGGCAGCGUGCGCUUCCCCAUCGCCGCGCCGCGGCCGCGCUGCGGGGGCCUCCCCGACCCCGGCGUGCGCAGCUUCGGCUUCCCGCGGCCCCAGCAGGCCAGCUACGGGACCUACUGCUACUCCGAGUAG
Pipistrellus nathusii (Nathusius's pipistrelle) is the source of this 1023-nucleotide messenger RNA. Lineage: Eukaryota; Metazoa; Chordata; Mammalia; Chiroptera; Vespertilionidae. The record is from the annotation of a GenBank genome assembly.